UUCGGAUUCUACUUGGUUAGAGCUUGAGCUCGAACUAACUAAUUUGAACAAACCGAUCCGAACUCGAACGCUGCAAAGCUCGACUUUUGGCUUGCAACCCUAGCUUAAGCCCUGUCUGGGUAGGAGAAGGGGGGAGAGAGAGAGAGACCGCAGUGAUGGAGGAGGAGAGAUCGAACAGAAAGCGUAAAAGGCCGAGGCGUCGCAAUAAUCGAGCCGAGAAAUCAUCUAACAAUCCAAAGCACAGAGAUCAAGUGGUUAAUAAGAUCGAUGGAGAUGAAGGUGGUGAUGAUUCUGGACCAUCUGGUGCUCCUCCUGCUGCUGCAAAUCGUAGAGUAUCGUCCGCUUUCCUUGACAAGAUGAGAGCGAAGUUAUCGGGAGGCCAUUUUCGGAUGAUUAACGAGAAGCUCUACACUUGCACGGGAAGCGAAGCCCUUGACUACUUUAAAGAAGACCCGACAUUGUUUAAUGUGUACCAUACAGGAUAUCAAGAGCAAAUGACACAUUGGCCCGAGCAACCUGUUAAUAUCAUCAUUAAAUGGCUAAAGGAUCGCAGCCCUUCUUUACUUGUGGCUGAUUUUGGCUGUGGGGAUGCACGCCUUGCAAGAAAUGUCAAAAAUAAAGUCUUCUCGUUUGAUCUAGUCUCACAGGACCCAUCAGUAAUUGCAUGUGAUAUGUCAAACACACCCCUUGACACUUCAUCUAUAGAUGUCGCAGUCUUUUGCCUCUCACUGAUGGGCACAAACUUCGCCAGUUACCUUCGAGAAGCCCACAGAGUUCUUAAGAAAUCUGGCUGGCUCUUGAUAGCAGAGGUAAAGAGCAGGUUUGAUCCAAAUAAUGGAGGAGCAGACCCAGACAGGUUCUCAAAAGCCAUAUGUGACCUGGGAUUUGCUUCUGUAUCAAAGGAUUUCUCAAACAAAAUGUUCAUAUUGUUAUACUUCAAGAAAAAGGUUAGCUGUAUCUCAUUUUGCCAGCAAGACUCCGUUGUUCAAGUACCCAUUAAAAUGAAUUUUUUUUCCAAACAGGAGAAGCAAAAUUCCAAGAAUGGGGAAAUCGUAUGGCCUGAGUUGAAGCCUUGUUUGUACAAGCGUCGGUGAGGUAUGAACAGAAUGCUCGUGUGUACCUAUGAGCACAAGGAUAUCGAAAUUAAUAUGGGAUUUUGUUUUCUUGAUGUGUGGUGAUGAUUCACUCGAUACUUGAUGGGUCGGAUUCUCGUUGAGUCAUCCUUUUCCUCCUUCGGGUAGUAGGGUCAUCUGCCUCUUGUCUCGUUGGCUUGUUUAUUUUCUUGUCGAAUAAUUCUUCUCAUUUUUCUUGUGUUUCUGACUUAUUUAUCCAUGAGAUUUGAUGAGGUCAAGGAUCCGAAUUUAGUUGGUUAGCUAGGAAAUGGAAAUGCAGUAAAAGCAUGUUGUAAAUGUUUUGGAAACACAGGAAACGUACCAAACCAUUAGUAUUU
Molecule: messenger RNA, 1450 nt
Organism: Rhododendron vialii
Lineage: Eukaryota; Viridiplantae; Streptophyta; Magnoliopsida; Ericales; Ericaceae
Product: ribosomal RNA-processing protein 8
Exons: 8
Coding region: 156-1094 (312 amino acids)
Cellular component (GO): nucleolus
Molecular function (GO): methyltransferase activity
Source: RefSeq, a predicted model, not a curated record